Messenger RNA from Prionailurus viverrinus (fishing cat), 1091 nucleotides. RefSeq names its product RNA polymerase II, I and III subunit E (gene POLR2E). The transcript has 8 exons. Gene Ontology annotation, biological process: DNA-templated transcription. The coding region runs from base 84 to 716 and encodes 210 amino acids. The record is from RefSeq and is a predicted model, not a curated record. Gene Ontology annotation, molecular function: DNA-directed RNA polymerase activity; DNA binding. Gene Ontology annotation, cellular component: RNA polymerase I complex; RNA polymerase III complex; RNA polymerase II, core complex. NCBI's taxonomy places the organism in Eukaryota, Metazoa, Chordata, Mammalia, Carnivora, Felidae.
GGGGCUUGACAAUGGCUCGGCGCAGGCGCAGUCGGCGAGGGUACUGCCGGGCUGGGGCGCGUUGACGCGGAGCGGCGGCGGCCAUGGACGACGAGGAGGAGACGUACCGGCUGUGGAAGAUCCGCAAGACCAUCAUGCAGCUCUGCCAUGACCGUGGCUACCUGGUGACCCAGGAUGAGCUGGACCAGACACUGGAAGAGUUCAAGGCCCAGUUUGGGGACAAGCCGAGUGAAGGGCGGCCACGGCGCACAGACCUCACGGUGCUGGUGGCCCACAACGACGACCCCACUGACCAGAUGUUCGUCUUCUUUCCAGAGGAGCCUAAGGUCGGCAUCAAGACCAUCAAGGUGUACUGCCAGCGGAUGCAGGAAGAGAACAUCACCCGCGCCCUCAUCGUGGUGCAGCAGGGCAUGACCCCCUCCGCCAAGCAGUCGCUGGUUGACAUGGCCCCCAAGUACGUCCUGGAGCAGUUUUUGCAACAGGAGCUGCUCAUCAACAUCACAGAGCACGAGCUGGUCCCGGAGCACGUCGUCAUGACCAAGGAGGAGGUGACCGAGCUCCUGGCCCGGUAUAAACUCCGAGAGAACCAGCUGCCCAGGAUCCAGGCCGGAGACCCGGUGGCCCGCUACUUUGGGAUAAAGCGAGGGCAGGUGGUGAAGAUCAUCCGGCCCAGCGAGACCGCGGGCAGGUACAUCACCUACCGGCUGGUGCAGUAGCCGCCCUGCUCGCAGCGGCCCGGAGUCCCUCACCCAGGCUGAGGGCGCAGCCGGCCCGCCCUGUGGGAACAGUCACCCCAGGAACCUCCUCACUGCUGCUUCUCCACACCCCUGGGCUGAAGGUCUGCGUGUGGCCUCACCUGGACCCCGCGUGAGGGCGCCUCCGGAGCGAACGGGACGGCACAGGGAGGCCCUCCGGCGCCCGGUGACAAACUGCAGUCCCGGGUCCAAGUCUCUGGCCCCCAGUGCCUUGCUGUCGCCGUGUCCUAUAGGGUGGCCCCGGGGACAUCUGUGAGCCGUGCCCGUGGCGGCAGAGAGCGAGUUGCUGCUUGCUGCCGGGUGUUUUUAAGAAUUAAAAGGAUUGGAGUAAAUAAA